Messenger RNA from Musa acuminata AAA Group (dessert banana), 738 nucleotides. Its product is annotated as receptor-like protein EIX1. Gene Ontology annotation, molecular function: protein binding. The record is from RefSeq and is a predicted model, not a curated record. The transcript has a single exon. NCBI's taxonomy places the organism in Eukaryota, Viridiplantae, Streptophyta, Magnoliopsida, Zingiberales, Musaceae. Bases 1 to 738 code for a protein of 245 amino acids.
AUGGCUACAGACAAUGUCUACGUUCUCUUCUACUUAUUGGCCUUCCUAUGCAUUCAACCCAACGUCUGCGACGGAGCUCUAACCUCAGGCUGCAUCCCUGCCGAAAGAAGUGCUCUACUUGAGUUCAAACGAGGCCUGAAAGAUCCUACCAACAGGCUGUCCUCUUGGGUGGGUGAAGACUGCUGCAAAUGGGAGGGUGUGACGUGCAGCAAUCAUACUGGGCAUGUCGUCAAGCUGGACCUCCACAAUCCGCAUCCUUUCUCUGAUUUUGGUGACGAGCCAUACAACAACUGGACCUUAGGAGGUGAGUUGCGGCCUUCUUUACUUGGUCUGAAGCACCUAAAGUACCUGGACCUAAGCAUGAACGAUUUUGGAGGCAUUAAUAUUCCAGAAUUCAUGGGGUCAUUCCAUCGACUCCAAUAUCUUAACCUCUCCCGUGCUGGAUUGGGUGGACUCCUGCCGCACCAGCUGGGAAAUCUCUCCAAUCUGCAGUAUCUAGACUUAUCCAAUGACAGUUUUGUGGCUCCGAUCCAUCAAUUUAGCAUUGGUGAUGCACUCUGGAUUUCUCACCUUUCUUCUCUAAAGCAUCUCAACCUGAAUAACGUUAAGUUUCAAAAUGGUACUCACUGGCUGGAAGCUCUGAACAUGCUUCCUUCUAUCGUGGAGAUAUACUUAUCUGACUGUGAAAUUCCAAGUGUUCCCCUCUCUCUUCCACUUGUGAACUUUAUCUGUUCUUGA